ACUCUGGACUUGAGCAGGUGGACAUUUUCAUUAGGGUAUAAAAGCAAAAGUCUUGAGACUCGGAGUCACUGAGACUUGAGAAAGCAAUCACCUGCAGAGAAAAUGAGUUUGUCUCGAAACAACAAUAACGCCACCGUGGAGCUGAACAACUGCGUCGUGAACGCGUCUUUCGAGAACCAUGAAGAAGACAGCGCGAGAGCCGCGCACGAGCCGGAGAACGAGCAGCGCGUGUCGGAAAGCGCGUACACUCAGAUCAAACCGUACGCGGGGAUGCCGAAAGAAGUGCUGCUCUUAUACUCGAGACAGGCUCGAUACCGGAUACCGAGAGAGAUCCUCUUCUGGCUGACGGUGGCGUGCACACUGGCGCUCAUAGCGCUCACCAUCACAGUCAUAGCGCUCUCUCCAGCCUGCCUGAGCUGGUGGCAGACCACGCCGGUGUACCAGGUCUACCCCCGCUCCUUCAGGGACUCGGACGGAGACGGCGUCGGAGACCUCAAGGGCAUCAAAGAAAAACUCAGCCAUUUCCUGUACUUAAACAUUAAAGCAAUAUGGAUCAGCCCUUUCUAUAAGUCUCCCAUGAAGGAUUUUGGCUAUGAUGUCGAAGACUUCAGGGAUGUUGAUCCCCUCUUUGGAACCAUGGCUGACUUUGAUGACCUGCUGUCCAGCAUGCAUAGCAUGGGUCUAAAACUGAUAAUGGACUACAUUCCCAACCACACCAGCGAUAAGCACCUUUGGUUCCAGCUCAGCCGAAACCGCACAGAGUACUAUUCUGACUUCUACAUCUGGGUAAACUGUACUGAGGACAAACCACCUAACAACUGGCUAAGUGUGUUCGGGAACUCCAGCUGGACGUAUGACCCGGUCCGUGGGCAGUGCUACUUUCAUCAGUUCCUCAAAGAGCAGCCAGAUCUCAACUUUCGUAACCCAGACGUCGUAAAGGAGAUGACGGACAUAAUCCAUUUCUGGUUAAAGAAAGGAGUGGACGGGUUCCGCAUGGACGCAGUCAAGCACAUGCUCGAAGCCACGCACUUAAGAAACGAACCCCAGGUUGAUCCUGAACAACCUCCUGAAACCGUGAAUACAGAAUUUGAGCUCUACCAUGACUACACAUACACACAGGUAGGCAUGCACGACAUCCUUCGGAACUGGAGAGUAGACCUGGAUGGAUACAGCAGAGAACCAGGACGCUACCGUUUUAUGGUGACAGAAUCAUAUGACUAUGAAGAAAUUGAAAAAACCAUGAUGUACUACGGAACCAAUUUUGUUAAAGAGGCCGAUUUCCCCUUUAACUUUUAUCUGCUGGAUCUCCCUGAUGGCCUGUCUGGAUUGAGAGCAAAGGAACUGGUUGAACUCUGGAUGUCAAAUAUGCCCAAGGGAAAAUGGCCAAACUGGGUGGUGGGAAAUCAUGACAAGCCACGCAUGAGCUCCAGAGCCGGUCAGGAAUAUGUUCGUGUUGUCAACAUGCUGCUGUUGACCCUACCUGGAACCCCUACCACGUACUAUGGGGAGGAGAUUGGCAUGGAGAACGUCAAUGUUUCUGUUAUCCAGGAUCCUUUUGGAAAAUUCGAUCCAAAUAACAGCCGGGAUCCUCAGAGGACACCCAUGCAGUGGAGCAACGGUUUAAAUGCUGGCUUUAGUGAGAGCAAGAAUGGUACCUGGUUGGACAUAGGUCCAAAUUUCAACACCAUCAAUGUAGAGGUUCAGCGAAAUGACCGUGCCUCAGUGCUGGAGCAGUACCGCAUUCUGGCUCAGCUCAGAGAAAAGGAAUUACCCCUGACUCGAGGCUGGCUCUGCUACGUCUGGGCAGAUGAUAAUGUUUUUGCCUAUUUGCGUGAACUAGAUGGACUAGACCGGGCUUUUCUUGUACUCCUGAACUUUGGUCAAGAUACAGAAACAAACCUCUCAUCUAUUAGCGAGCUACCAGAUCAUCUGAAUGUUCUGUUCAGUACACAUUCUGGGACUCCCACCAGCUUCUCCAAAUCCAAAAUCAGAACCUCAAAGGGCCAGGGAUUGUUGCUGACGUACUCCACCAGUAAGCGCUUUCAUGCCAGCCAUGAGGCUGAGUGUUACAUUUCUGAGAAGGCAUGCUUUCUAAGUGCCCUUAAUAUUUUGUACAAGUGUUGAGAAUGUGACAUGAAUAAAAGCACAGAGUUGCAGUGCCAAGCAUUUCUGUCAAGUUUAACUGCUGUCUUAUUUUGUAAUUUCCUAAAUUCAUGUUUUACAUGUUCAAUAAAAACUUUCAUGCUUUUAA
Messenger RNA from Clarias gariepinus (North African catfish), 2251 nucleotides. RefSeq names its product solute carrier family 3 member 1 (gene slc3a1). The transcript is spliced from 10 exons. Gene Ontology annotation, biological process: amino acid transport; carbohydrate metabolic process. The record is from RefSeq and is a predicted model, not a curated record. Bases 103 to 2124 code for a protein of 673 amino acids. NCBI's taxonomy places the organism in Eukaryota, Metazoa, Chordata, Actinopteri, Siluriformes, Clariidae.